Dermacentor silvarum is the source of this 2219-nucleotide messenger RNA. RefSeq names its product sulfotransferase 1C4. The record is from RefSeq and is a predicted model, not a curated record. Gene Ontology annotation, cellular component: cytoplasm. The transcript is spliced from 2 exons. Gene Ontology annotation, biological process: sulfation. Gene Ontology annotation, molecular function: sulfotransferase activity. NCBI's taxonomy places the organism in Eukaryota, Metazoa, Arthropoda, Arachnida, Ixodida, Ixodidae. The coding region runs from base 371 to 1324 and encodes 317 amino acids.
CUUCGGUACGUACUGAACCAGCGACCGCGUUUAGAGGCCCUCUCGCUCUGCUUGCUUGCAGCUGGGGCCGCUCGUAAGACGUGGAGAGUGAAGGUAAUAAUCACGUUGGACGCGAGCGGCCUCCGUCGGCCUCGACGUAAGUCCCUUCGAGCGUGCCGAGAGUUUGUGGGGAGCUGACACGUUUUCGCGACAGGCAACUCCGCACUGCCGUUAAAGCAGAAACAGUCGUACACGUUCAGCGACGACUGCCGGCCGGACCCCACUCGGAUAAGAACGGAGGUAGUAUCCACGCUUACGAAGGCAACAAACCAUCACCUCAGGUUCCCAAUACACACGAAAUUCGCACCUGACCAUUUCUGACAAGUCCAACAUGGCCGUCGUCGACGUACGCCUACCCAAUGGCCCACUGUACCAGGACAUGGACGGUGUAAUACGGCUAAGCCGAAACUUCACUGUCGAAAUGCUGCGCUCCGCGCUCAAUUAUAAGCCGCAGCCAGACGACAAGUUCGUCGUCACGUAUCCAAAGUGCGGAACAACGUGGACACAACACAUUGGCUUCUUGAUCUUCAACAAAGGCGUGCCUCCAUCCAGUGGCCUGGAGUUCUUCAACAGGAGCCCCUUCAUCGAGAUGAUAGGUGCCGACAGUGUGCGUGACAUGACACGUCCCGGAGUGAUUAAAACGCACCUCCCUUACCACCUCAUGCCCAUGCAUCCGCAGGCCAAGUACCUCUACGUCUGCCGCAAUCCUAAGGACACUUGCGUGUCCAUGUUCUACCACACACGGGGUUUCACCGGAUACGACUUCGCCGACGGCAAGUUCGACGACUUUUUCGAGAUCUUCGUCUCCGGUGAGACCGACUACGGGGACUACUUCGACCACGUUCUGGGUUGGUACGAGCACCGCAACGACCCCAACGUCCUCUUCUUGCACUACGAAGACAUGAAGGCCCAGCCGCGAGAGAGCGUGCUCAAGAUAGCCGAGUUCUUCGACGAGACCUACCACAAGUUGCUGCUGGCCAACGAGGACAUCCUUCAGAACGUGAUCAAAUACAGCGACGUCAAAUCCAUGAAGGACUACGCCUUGCAGAACUUCACCAAUUUCUUCACCAAGCAAAUAGAGGGAGAAGCGCCCGAGGGUCUCAGGGUCUUCCACGAGGUUUCGCAGAAGAAUCCUUCUACUGCUAGCUUCAUCCGCAAGGGCAUCGUCGGAGACUGGAAAAACCAUUUCUCGCCAGAACAGAACGCCAGGCUGGAGAAGAAGAUUAUGGAGCGACUAUCCGACACGAAUUUGGUGGACUGUUGGCGAAAGCAUGGUGUUAUGUAGACGUUUUGUGGCAAUAACAAAGUGCGUCAGCUCACAGUGACCACGAGUGCUUUAUCAAGUAGCAGAAUUCCCACUCGAAGUAGCGCCCAUGUUUGAACUUCCCUCAUCUCGUAAAACUAGGUCAGACGUCUUUACUUUCAGGAACACACUUUCUUUGCGCUCAUAACUGCAGUGUAGCUCAAAAACACCUUCUUAAUCUUCCAGCAGACGUGGUUAGGCCACUUCCCUCGAACAAAUCGGUCACAAACGAAGAUCUUGAAUUGGCAGCUGAGCUGCUGAAGCAUUACAUCCCUAGCAAGAGAGCUGUUUUAAUAUGAUUAGUAUUCUUAUGUUACUUCAAGGACUUUCUUGGGCAGUCUGUUUCUUCCCCACACAAGCUUUGUUCACUAUCAAUGAGAAGCAUCCCUUACCAAGAUACAAAAGGCCCAGUGUGAAGUGACGCACCGUAACCGACAUGUGGAAUGUACGCAGGACGUCGUGUACAGAAUUCUCUUGACCUGUGCCGUAUGCUGCGUGGGCCAGACCAACAGGUGCUUAAACGAUCUCCUGCGAGAGCAUGCCAACAAUGUUAUAGGAACGGAAGGGAAGAUUUUUAGCCCUACAUUGUAGCCCACGCAGCUGCGCCCCCGUGCUUGAGCAAACAAAAGAAUUUUUUAAGCACGUGGACGACCGCACGCGCGUAGUUGUCGAAUCAGCUAGCAUGGUACGUGAAAGAUACCCAUGCAUAUAAGUAAGCCAUGUCUGGUCUUAUCGCAAAGGGAGUUUGCAUUUCUAGACAACGUCGGUGCGAACAGUGGGCGACGAUGAUAUCUCUGUUUUAUGUCGCACUUUCGCGUCUUCUUUUCUUCUGUUUUUCUAUAUAAACUUCUUUGUCAAACAAUAAAAUUUCAAUUGG